CAAACCCCCUGGGAUGUGUUGGUUUAUUACGCAGAGGAGCUCAUUCUAAGAGCGCCCCUACAGGCUCAACCAAACCCAGACUUCUAUACAUCUGACUGGAUCCUUCGGAAGCUAUGCAUUCCCAACAUCAUGGCUGAGUCCGUGCCCAGCAGGCCACUGGACUACUACACUCGUGCCUUUCGCAAGUCAAAGAUGGAGAAGUUCCUUGGCUUUGAGGACCAUGACACCUACUUCACUAACAGACAGAGACACCGUAUAGUGUAUAAGCUUCUGGCAAGUACGGUGUAUGGCAAGAGGAAGAGCGCGGAGGUGGGCGUGGCUCUACUGCUCAACGAGGGGGCAUACACUGCAGCGUUUCCCUUGCAUGAGUGCCCCUUUGAGCUGCCAGAGUAUGAGGUGUGUCCAGAUGAGCUCAACCAGAGGCAGGUCUUGUUCCAGUAUUGGUCUAAGUGGUACAAGUACCACCCACUGGACCACAUCAGAGAAUACUUUGGAGAGAAGAUACCCUUUUACUUUGUCUGGCUGGGCUUCUACACAGCCUGGCUGCUCCCAGCGGUGAUGGUGGGGACCUUUGUCUUUGUGUCAGGAGUCAUGUCCAAGGGCACCAACACUCCUUUGCGUGUGGUGAUGAUCUUCCUGGUGACAGUGAUCAUGUACCGUGGGAUAGUGAGUGUGAUGAUGUACCGCACAGGCGGCGUUGUGCUGCACACUCAGGCAGGGAACAUUGCCAAUAUCUCCAGCAGUUUGGUGAAUCUGGCCCUGAUUCUGCUGAUGGCGCAGGUUUAUACUGCGUUGGGACUGCAGCUCACUAAAUGGGAGAUGCACAGAACAUAGACCCAGUAUGAAGACGCGUUUACCUUCAAGGUGUUUGUGUUCCAGUUUGUCAACUUCUACUCCUCUCCCUUCUAUGUGGCAUUUUUCCAAGGGAAGUUUGUGGGUUAUCCUGGACACUAUGGUACCUUGCUUGGUAUGAGAAAUGAAGAGUGUGGUCCAGGGGGUUGUCUCAUUGAACUGGCUGAGCAGCUCUUCAUCAUCAUGGUGGGGAAACAUAAGGUGAAGGCAUGGCAACAGAAGAGGGCGCUGAAUAAAGUGUGCGGAACGCAGGCAUCCCAGGAGCCUCGGCGGUGGGAGGAGGACUAUCAACUGGUGGAGUUGCUCCAGUUUGGCUUCAUCACCAUCUUUGUGACGGCGUUCCUCCUGGCGCCGCUCUUUGCCCUGCUCAACAACUGGGCCGAGAUGCGCCUGGACGCCCACAAGUUUGUGUGCGAGUACAGGAGGCCCGUGGCUGAGCGUGCGCAGAACAUCGGCGUGUGGUUCAACAUCCUGGAGGCCUUGUCGCACCUCUCCGUCAUCAUCAUUAUCCGUCAUCAUCAUUCUGCUUUCUUGAUUGCCUUCACACCAGGUUUCUUACCACGACUGCUUUACCAGUACAAUGACAACAAUCUGAACGGAUAUGUUAAUUUCACUCUGGCCUAUGCUCCGCCCAGCUACACCAGCCAUCCCAUGUGCAGAUAUAAAGCCUUUAGGGACAGCAAUGGAAAUUACACUCUGGUUUACUGGGAACUCCUGGCUGUAAGGUUAGGCUUCAUCAUCGCUUUCGAGCUUGUAGUGUUUUUCUUCCUGCAAGCGAUAGACUGGAUGGUGCCGGAUGUCCCUGAGUCUCUGGAGCUGAAGAUGAAGAGAGAGCGCUACUUGGCUAAGCAGGCCCUGGCUGACAAUCAGGAGGCCCUGUUGGUGAGUCAGCGUGCCCCGGCCUCCAGCCCAGUGAAUCCCAUGAUUCCCAUGCCAGAGUGA
Messenger RNA from Salvelinus namaycush (lake trout), 1794 nucleotides. RefSeq names its product anoctamin 11 (gene ano11). Lineage: Eukaryota; Metazoa; Chordata; Actinopteri; Salmoniformes; Salmonidae. The record is from RefSeq and is a predicted model, not a curated record. Gene Ontology annotation, biological process: chloride transmembrane transport. Gene Ontology annotation, cellular component: plasma membrane. Gene Ontology annotation, molecular function: protein dimerization activity; chloride channel activity.